AAAGCUGUUUGUUUUCAGCAAUCAGGGCUGAGUCUGGUCAAACGAGUAUUUCAAACAAGGAAAUAGAUGAAGUAUUAAAAGUGAAAGUGAACACAACACAGAAGAACCAUCAGAACGUAGAUUGGAAAUGGAUGAAAAACAGCUCAGAGAAUGUGUUAAGAAAUUCAGGCUAAAAGACUGUAAGCAGGGGGACCAGGGCUACAAGAGGGUUCUCCUACAGCUCUUUGGAUACACAGGACAUGGCAAGUCUGCCUUUAUCAACUCCUGUAUGUUUGCUAUUAAUGGAGGAAAGUAUGAGAUACAUGCUAAGGCAGAAGCAAACGAUGGCUGUGUCACAAUGGAGAGGACAGCGUAUCAGCUGACCCCCACACUCACCAUUGUGGACAACAAAGGCUGUACAAAACUGGACCACAUGGAGAUGCUGGAGAUCUUUGCUCAGCUGGGUAAUUUCUUUCCAAUCAAUGAGAAGGUUGAAAGGAAAGAGAACUUCAGUGAUUACCUUUCCAGACUGGAGGAAGCUGAACUGCAUCCAAAUGACACAGAUAUUGUAGUUCCAAUAUUUGUUUACAGUGCACAGAAGGGAUUAUUGGACCAAGAGAAACUCUCCUUAAAAUCGUUCCUUCAAACCUGCAAAGACAUAACAGGCUUUGUGCCCACUGUUGUCCUCACCUUCACAAGAGAGUUUGACGUGGAAACAAUAACGCGAUGGAAACAAACGUUUGAGAUUAUGGGAGCAGAGUCAGUGAUGGAAGUGGAGAACUACACUGAAAAGGAUCCCAUUCAGGAGAGACAUUCAAGUUUCUUAAAUAUUAUCAACUAUGCUUUGGAAAAUGUCAAAUUCUGUAUGGACAGACCCAAGGAACCAAAGCUGGAACGGAUAAAGAACAAGGAGACUCUUCUCAAAUUAGCAAAGGCAUAUUAUACAAAAUAUAGGAUAAACUAAGCUACUCGAAAAAAAAUAUACAGUACUGUGCAUGAUAUGAUUAUAACAUUCUAACAGUAGACUUCUACCCCUGUAAACCCAACUCAUUUUCUUUACUAAAUCAGCCUUAUCUAAUUCAUGCACUGACGUAAGUUUGUUCUAUGGCAUAGAGUUUAUGGGGAAAAGGCAAAUUUGCCAAUAUAAAACAUUUGAUUAAAUUGAUUGGGACACGGCAUAAAGAGCAGAUCUGAAAGUGCUGAGUUAUGGAAAUGGAGAAAACAAGUAUAUUUCAUUUACUGCCCGUGCUUUCACAUUUAUCACUGUCAUUCCCGAAAGAGAGAGAAACUAUGGGGAUUUUGUAGAAACAGAGCAAAGUGCCUACACCUUGUAUCCAUCAGCAACCAAUAAAGAUGUUAAUGGACUAGUACUAUAAAAAUAAACAGGAGAAAAACAUCUGGUUGACUUCUAGAUCUAAAUGGCUUCUAUAAAUCUAAUUGACUUCUACAGAACCUGGCCAAUGUUAACCCUGUUAUUGUAGAGCCCAGCAUUACCCAAUACAAGCACAGGAAACAGGAAGAGUCAGGGCUAAAUAUAUGAAUUAAAAAUAGUUAUAUCUAGCCAUGUUCAUCCUCAGAAUGGAGUGGAACGAGCUGAGUUUACCCCAUAAAUACAGCAGUGUUGGUAUUUGGCAUUACUGUAUUCAUAAGGGGUAGGCAGGUGGCAUGUUGGUACCCUUACCCAUCCCUUAACUUACACAUCAUCCAAACACACAAGUUACAGAGAAAUAACAGGUGCAGGCCACAAAGGGCUCUGUACUUGCCACUUGCCCUAUGGCUGCCUCUCAUUGGGGCAAAUUGACUAACCUCAGAAAAUGCGCCAGCGACGGCUUCGCUCACAUCACAACACUUCCCCAGGCGUAGAUUCCUCAGGACAACGCUAAUUCACUAAAAUACAAAGUUGCGACCAGGGCGCUGAAAGCUGGCAAAGUUUACGCUAGCGUUACCGCAGCAAGUUAAGUGAAGUUGCGCUAGCGUUGGCUAAUUUGCAUACGGCGGGAAAUUAAAAUACAAUGGACGUAUAUGUUGC
Xenopus laevis (African clawed frog) is the source of this 2008-nucleotide messenger RNA. RefSeq lists its product as uncharacterized. The transcript has 4 exons. Bases 128 to 943 code for a protein of 271 amino acids. Lineage: Eukaryota; Metazoa; Chordata; Amphibia; Anura; Pipidae. The record is from RefSeq and is a predicted model, not a curated record.